AUGGUGUACCAUAAUCUGAAAGCUCUGAUCAAGGGCAUUCGCGCGUGCAAGACUGUCGCAGACGAGCGCGCCCUCAUCAAGCAGGAGUCGGCGGCCAUUCGGGCAUCCUUCCGCGAAGAGGACUCAUACGCAAGACACAACAAUGUCGCCAAGCUCCUCUACAUCCACAUGCUCGGCUCCGAGGCCCACUUCGGUCAGAUGGAAUGUCUCAAGCUCGUAGCCAGCCCUCGCUUUGGAGACAAACGGUUAGGGUACCUCGGGAUUAUGUUGCUCUUGGACGAGAAGCAGGAGGUAUUGACCCUAGUCACGAACUCGCUCAAGAACGACAUGAACCAUGCCAACAUGUAUGCCGUUGGUCUGGCUCUAUGCACGUUUGCGGACAUUGCAUCGGAGGAGAUGUCGCGAGACUUGGCCAAUGAGAUUGAGAAGUUGCUUGGGUCAAGUAACACAUAUAUCAGAAAGAAGGCCGCUCUAUGCGCGCUGAGGGUUGUCCGCAAAGUACCAGAACUUGCCGAUCACUUCGUCACAAAAGCCAAGAACCUUCUCGCGGACCGCAAUCACGGUGUAUUGCUCACCGCGAUUACACUGGUGACGGAGAUGUGUGAGAUUGACCCGAACUGCUUGGAGGAGUUCCGUAAUGCCGUCCCUAUGCUCGUACGACACCUCAAAGCCCUUGUUACAACAGGCUACAGUCCGGAACAUGAUGUCUCAGGCAUCACGGAUCCCUUCCUCCAGACCAAGAUCCUUCGUCUUAUGCGCUUCCUGGGUCGCAAUGAUCCCAAGGCGAGCGAAACGAUGAACGACAUCCUCGCUCAAGUAGCCACGAACACGGAUUCCACCAAGAACGUCGGUAACUCUAUCCUCUAUGAGACCGUCAUGACCGUUCUGGAGAUUGAGGCGGAUAGUGGUCUGCGGGUUAUGGCGAUCAACAUCCUCGGUAAAUUCUUGAGCAACAGGGACAACAACAUCCGGUAUGUUGCUCUGAACACCCUCAACAAGGUUGUUGCUAUCGACACCAACGCCGUCCAACGGCAUCGCAACAUCAUUCUCGACUGUCUUCGCGAUGGCGAUAUUUCUAUCCGGCGACGCGCUCUUGAGCUUUCAUAUGCGCUCAUCAACGAACAGAACGUCCGGAUCCUCAUCCGGGAGCUGUUGGCCUUCCUUGAGGUGGCGGACGACGAGUUCAAGCUCGGUAUGACUACUCAGAUCUGCCUGGCUGCAGAACGCUUCGCUCCAAACAAACGGUGGCAUAUAGACACCGUGCUGCGCGUACUUAAGCUAGCUGGGAACUUCGUCAGGGAGGAGAUCUUGUCCGGCUUUAUCAGACUCGUCGCGCAUACACCCGAACUGCAAGCAUACACCACCUCGAAACUGUACACCUCGCUUCACUCAGACAUCUCGCAAGAGUCUCUGACUUUGGCGGCGACCUGGCUUGUCGGCGAGUACAGUGAGAUCAUCCUCGAAGGCGGCCUUGUGGACGAAGAGACCCCCAAGUCGAUCACUGAUCAUGAACUGAUCGACCUUCUGAUCUCGACCCUCGACUCACCAUACGCUAAUUACCUCACCCGCCAAUUCGUCCUUACAGCGCUCACGAAGAUGUCCUCACGGCCAACGACGGGCGCCAUGCAGCAGGAGCGAAUACAGAACCUCCUUCUGUCGUACACGACGAGCCUCGAGCUCGAAAUCCAACAGCGUGCAGUCGAGUUUGCGAGCCUGUUCAACCUCAGCCAAGUCCGCGAGGGCGUGCUCGAGCGCAUGCCGCCACCGGAGGUCAAGCAGACCGUCUACGGCUACGGCAGCGAGAAGAAGCCAGUUGGCUCCGUACAGUCCGGCCAGGACGCAACGAUGAUCGACCUCCUCGGCGAGGACACCACACCAGCAGCGAACGGCGCGCCCGCAGUCGCGAACAGCACCCAGGACCUGCUUGCCUCGCUCUUCGGCGGGGCGGACGCAUCCCCUGCACCCGCCGCCGCCGGCUCGCCCGCGCCCCCAGCGCCGCCCACGCAGCGCGACAUCGCGAAGGACAUCCUCGGCCUCUUCGACUCCCCCAACCCGUCCGGGUCCCCUGCGCCCGCCGCCGCAGCCUCUCCUCCCCCGCCCGCCGGGAUGUCAGCAAUGGCAGGAAUGGGCGGGAUGGGCUCCGUGUUCGCGGCAGCGGCGGCGACGCCCGCCGCGCCCUCGCCCGUGCCGGUGGCCCCAGCGGGAUACAUCGCGUACGACCAGAACGAGCUGAAGGUGACGCUCGUGCCGCAGACGUCGCCGACGCGGCCGGGCCUCGUUCGCGUCGUCGCGAGCUUCCUAGCGACGGGGAUGGCGCCGAUAUCGGGCCUGAACUUCCAGGCGGCGGUGACGAAGACGCAGCAGCUGCAGAUGGCGCCGAUCUCGAGCGCGGAGGUCGUGCCGGGCAAGAUGGAGACGCAGGAGAUGCGCGUGCUCGCGCCCGUUGGGGCGGCGAUCCGGCUCCGGCUCCGGAUCGCGUUCACCGUUGGCGGGCGCACAGUGCAGGACACGGUCGAUUUCAACAGCUUCCCGCCCGGACUCACCGGGGGCACGUGA
Messenger RNA from Epithele typhae, 2556 nucleotides. RefSeq names its product Adaptor protein complex AP-1 gamma subunit. The transcript is spliced from 11 exons. Gene Ontology annotation, molecular function: clathrin-cargo adaptor activity. Gene Ontology annotation, cellular component: membrane coat; Golgi apparatus; AP-1 adaptor complex. NCBI's taxonomy places the organism in Eukaryota, Fungi, Basidiomycota, Agaricomycetes, Polyporales, Epitheliaceae. The record is from RefSeq and is a predicted model, not a curated record. The coding region runs from base 1 to 2556 and encodes 851 amino acids. Gene Ontology annotation, biological process: Golgi to vacuole transport; receptor-mediated endocytosis; intracellular protein transport.